AUGUCGCUGAUUCACGCACUAGUCGCGAGGGGAACCACUAUCCUUGCGGAGCACAAGGCUGGAAAGCGAGAUUUCUCUCAAGCAACGACCACGAUUCUGUCGAAGAUCCCACCCACGGACAGGCACGAGGCCAAGUUAACAUAUGUCUGGGAACAAUACCUCUUCCACUAUGUUUCUGAGGGCGGGUUUAUCUAUUUGGUGAUGGCGGAUGAAGCGGCUGGACGACGGAUGCCGUUCGCCUUCCUGGCUGAAUUACAGCGACAGUUCUUGUCUACACCUACAGGUUCCGGAUCUCUGGAUGACACUCCAGCCUAUGGGCUGCAAGGCUCGUUUGGUCCCACCCUCUCCAACCUCAUGCAUACUUUCAACACUUCACCACCGGUCGACGAGCUCACUCGAGCGCAGAAUGAAUUGAAUCAAGUGAAAAGCAUCAUGGUCCAGAAUGUCGAACAGAUCCUAAGCCGAGGAGAGAGGAUAGAGCUGCUCGUUGAUAAGACGGAUGUCAUGGCAGGUCAGGCGACUGCUUUCCGACGGGGUGCUCGAGCGGCGAGACGUCAAAUGUGGUGGAAGAACACAAGAAUUCUCAUCAUAUCCUGCUUCGUUGCCCUGUUCUUACUUUAUCUUCUGGCAGCACAGUUCUGUGGGGCUGGUCUCAACCAUUGUACAGCUCCGCAUUGA
This is a messenger RNA of Coprinopsis cinerea okayama7#130, 678 nucleotides long. Its product is annotated as vesicle-associated membrane protein 712. The transcript is spliced from 7 exons. The coding region runs from base 1 to 678 and encodes 225 amino acids. The record is from RefSeq and is a predicted model, not a curated record. Lineage: Eukaryota; Fungi; Basidiomycota; Agaricomycetes; Agaricales; Psathyrellaceae. Gene Ontology annotation, biological process: vesicle-mediated transport. Gene Ontology annotation, cellular component: membrane.